Camellia sinensis is the source of this 1288-nucleotide messenger RNA. The record is from RefSeq and is a predicted model, not a curated record. Lineage: Eukaryota; Viridiplantae; Streptophyta; Magnoliopsida; Ericales; Theaceae.
GACAAGAAUGGUAGUUGGCGUUGGGUCCAAAAAUAUUACUGGGAGUUUCAUUGAGGUUGUUGAGCGGCAGGGUUGGAAAGGGCUGUGGGCUGGUAACACAAUCAACAUGCUCCGCAUAAUACCUACACAAGCGAUUGAGCUUGGAACAUUUGAGCAUGUCAAGCGAUCAAUGACAUCGGCCCAGGAGAAAUGGAAUCAGAUUGAUUGCCCGCAAGUGCAAAUUGGUCCUGUAAAUUUGAAAUUUUCUCUUUCCUGGCUCUCUCCAGUUGCAGUGGCAGGUGCAGCUGCUGGAGUUGCUAGCACGCUUGCUUGCCAUCCUCUUGAAGUUUUAAAGGACCGGUUGACUAUAAGUCCCGAGGCUUAUCCUUCUAUAGGCAUUGCAAUUAGCAAGAUUUACAAGGAUGGUGGGUUAGGUGGUUUCUAUGCCGGUAUUUCGCCUACAUUGAUUGGCAUGCUUCCCUACAGCACAUGUUAUUAUUUCAUGUACGAGAAGAUGAAGAAAUCUUACUGCUUAGCAAAGAGAAAAAAGUCUUUAAGCCGUGCAGAGAUGCUCCUGGUCGGAGCUCUCUCAGGUUUUACAGCUAGCACAAUUAGUUUUCCGUUGGAGGUGGCCAGGAAACGGCUCAUGGUGGGAGCUCUGCAAGGUAAAUGUCCACCACACAUGGCAGCAGCACUGGCAGAAGUCAUUAGAGAGCAAGGUUUGAUGGGACUUUACAGAGGUUGGGGUGCUAGUUGUUUAAAAGUCAUGCCCUCCUCAGGCAUCACCUGGAUGUUUUAUGAAGCUUGGAAAGAUAUAUUACUAGUUGAGAGGCGCUACCUAUAACAAAUUCCUAUAACAGAUUCAUGCAAUAUCUGAUUAUUGGCCACUUAUUCUGCGGACAGAUUAGAGCCAGGCUUUGACUUGCGCUCGAAUCAGUAGUAUUCCGAAACUGUUGUGUUUGGUGGUGAGGACAGUCUGUUUGCUUUUGGUCUUUUAUCAGAAUUUUUUAUGCAAGCUUCAAAUUUUGAUCAUUAUGACCAGUAAAAUUCAUGUUUGAGAAGAAGGUAUGUGCUUUUUUAUCCAUUACAAGAGGUGUGGACGGUUUAUACAGACCCUACCUCUAUCAAUUUUAUAGGUGAUCUUUUAACAUUUUUUUUAUCUUGUUUGAAGUGGGUUUUUGAUGCUCAAUGCGCUGCUACUAUAACCAAUUUGUUCAUUUUCUUCCUUGGUAGAGGUGAGAAGGAAUGAUGUACUUUUCCAUUGUAACUUUGUAAGAGGUUUGUCAGAAAAGAAUUUAUUGUUUAAACA